UGGUGCACAGAUCAUGCUGAACUUUUUGUACGCCGUUCUAUUUAUUAUUCUCGGUUAUCUAGUUUUAACAUGGCUAGUACCAAAAUUGAUUGGAGUCGUGCUGAAAAAGCUGUACAACAUAGAAAUCAACGUCGGGCGCAUCACCUUACCCUUCUUGAUACGCGAUGUAACUGUGUGCAAGGGAGGCUUUUCGGUGCAGAUUGAUGAGAUUACGCUGCAAAGUAGUUUCGUCAAUUCGGACGUUUCAAAGCUGCUGUCAGUUAAUGUGCGCGAUGUACGCAUUAACAAGGACAUUAACAAAUCACCGGUCGGGAGUGGUGGUACCGGAAGUCCCACAACCGCACCUGGUGGUAGCAACGGUAGCCCAACAGGAGGACCGGGGAUCAACACGGAAUGGGGUGAAUAUCAUCAGACGAAGUCUAACGCGUCACGGAAACCGCUCGACUUUCGGGAGAAAAAGGUACCGCCCCGGCUGCUCAAGUGUGCCCAAUUUAUGGCGGUACACAUAAACAAUGUGUCGGUGGCGUUGUUAAACAGUGCCCAGGAACCGGGCUGGUUGCUUCAUGCCACUGCCAAAGAGCUGCAUCUGGACGGUAGUCUCGUGCACAGUACCAAAUCGUUGCUGGUUUCUGCGUCGCUUUGCGAUGCCCAGGCGAAGAUCCUGCGCCAUUGCAUAUCGACUCCAAAGCGGUUGGAACGGUCGCGAAAGAUAUCCGAUCUGCCCCAGCCCUGUCUGGGGGAGUUAAGUUUCGGCAUCGCCCUGGACGGUAUACUGGUUGUGGAUGGACCGAUGUCACUGGAAAAGCUUAGCCUCGCUAUGACUACGACCAAGGUGAUCCUGCACGGUGGUUUGUACGAGUUUAUCAAAGAUACGCAGACCCAGAAGCGUCGGCAUCAGCUGUUCCUACGACAACACGGAGUCCCGGAACAUGAGCACGAACCGCCGGACAGUUCCUUUGGACCGUACGAAGAGGAAGAAUGUUCCCUGUACGAACAGUAUCAACGGUUGGCGCCAGUUAUACCGAAAAACUUUUUCGUCAAAAUUGAAAACACCACCAUCAGUGCGGUGCGCGAGAACUCGUCGAAUGAUUUCUCUGCCACGCUGCAAAAAUUCGCCGUGUCGAGCAAAUUUAGCACUCCAACGGCGACGAUCAACUCCGACGAGUAUCAGCUACCGUUGGUAUAUGUGGGCAUGCAGUUGCAACAGCUCGAAAUCGACACGAUGCACGAGAAGCUACUGUUUCUGCAGCAGUUUAGCGUAGAUUCGAAGCUGGAGGGAAGUUUGGUGAACAUCUACUCGAAGCUUUCAUCGUUUGUGCUGAUCUACAACCAUCGCGAGAUUUAUGGAUGGAUUAGCAAGAACUUCUUCUCCGGUGAUCGUACCACACGGCAGCUAAAUCCGAAAAGUUUGAAACUUUCCGGACUGGCGACGCACUGUAAAACGCGCCGAUCGGCUGCUAGUGGUAAUUCGAAGAUGCUGGAAGACUUCCUGAAGCGUUGCGUCAUCAAGGGAUGUGCCGAGCUGUGGGAUGUGACGGCGGUGUUUCGGUUCGGCCCGUCGCAAGUUUCCUCCAUAUGCUGCAAUCAUGCGAAACUGCUGCUGGAACAGUUUGCCGAAAGGCGAAGCAAGGUGUACGAGAGCCGAAUGUUGAACUUGCUGCUCGAUCGUCGGCACUGGAGUGCGGAGCUGUUGAUCGAAUCGGUUUGGUGGUCACUUAGCUCGAACAUUUCACACAAAGACAAUGCUCAGAGCUUGAAGAAGGGUCACAUAAGAGGUAGUCCUUUUUACGUGGCGAUGAGCCUUUGUAAGCUGAGCAGUUAUGGCGAUACGACAAAGCUGGACCUUUCGGUGCACACCUUUCGAGUGGAGUAUAGUCCAACGCUGGCGGAUUAUUUGGUGCAUGCGAAACGCUGUCUAGAUCAGUACCGUUCCAGCAACACGAUAACUGGAAGCCACACACGACCUCCAGUAGGCCGAGAUCCAUCACUUCCGGCGGGUAGAGAUCGUCGAGGAUCACUAACUACCGUUGCUGAUUUGUUGGUUAGCGCACGUGUAACGGACAUUUCGGGAUUUUUCUUCAACCAGCACGAAACAUGCAUGCUAGCAAACUUGAACGAGCUAACGGUGGGCAAGAUGGCGCAGAAAAAUUUUAUCCGCUUCGACAGCUUCCAGAUGGAGAUACUGGACUUCCGGCACAUUACCGGCUGUGAGUAUGGUUCGGCCGAACUGCAGAACGUGUUUGCCAACGUGAAGGGUGUACGGGUUGAGCAUGUGGAUGUGGGUGGUGUACCGAAGGUGUGCGUGUGGUUGCUGGAAGAUGCGAUCGUCAUGUGGAACACCAAUCUGCACAUGCACAUCGUAACGCUGUUGCAGGAGAUGGGACAGUUGAAGGAUAGCUUGACCAAACCCAAACCACUACCCGAACCACCGUUGGAUUUACCUAACCCGAUUGAGCCGGAACGGGCAGGUGAACCGAGCAGAAGAUCGCUAUUUCGCUCAAUGAUUCUCGAACUUUACGCGGAAGGAAGCGUAGAGCUGGGCAUAAAGAUAAGCGAACGGCACUCGAUGCAGGUGUUUGGGGAGAAUGCGCUCGUACAUCGGAAGGGCCAGUGGAUGCUGUCGAUUGAAAACAUUGUGAUAAAGAUCGAUGAUCAGCACAUAUUCACCAUUAAGGAUAUGGUGAUGGAAUCGCUCGAGCGGGUCGAGUUGCUGUGCUUGGAGCGUCAAAAUUACGAGCAUUUCCAGCUGGACUCUAACCGUGUUUGGGCGACAACGAUUGGUGGUGUGAAGGUAAUCUUCCCGUACGAGCAUGAUUUUUACGGAGCAAUUGUGAAUGAGUUCGUGUCGAUCUACAAGUGGCUGAAGGUGGUACACAACUACAAGAAGAAGCCGUUCACUAUCGAUAGUCCGCUACCGAGCGACAUGAUAAUACAGAUCAAAGAGUUUUUGCUCGAGAUGAGCGACGACCCGUUCGAGGUGAAGCUACGUGAUAACUACGUACUGCUGCUCGACGAGUACCACGAAAGCGUCAAGCGGAAGGAACUGUUCGAUCAGAAGAUUGCCCAGCUGUGCUCGGAACGAUUAAUGCUUCCGCCCGGUACGCUCGAGGAGCUGAACGCAAACCUCAUAAAGAAAAACUCGGAAAUCUACAUACAGCGAUCGAAGAAAAUCUCCGAAUCUGGUCCGCCGCGUACACGUCUUAUCGCCUGGAUAAUGACUGAUUUAGAAAUUAUGGCUAUGGCCGACCCAUCACUGCACGGGGGUGAGAAUGCGGUACGCUGGCUACGCAUGCUCGAUCCGGAAAGUCCGUGGCCAGACGAGGGUAUCGAGUUUGUGACACUGUUUGUGCGUGCUGUCAAUAUUGGCUGUAGUGAGUGGAAGUUUAUGUUGCGCGACUACCCACAGCCAAUGUUUCACGUGAAAGCAAUGCACCUGUUCGGGACGCUGGCCGGUGCGGAGAUGGCACCACCGAGGCGUGCCAAGCGAGAUGUGGAAAUUGAACUGGGUGAACCAUUCGGAACGCACACGGUACAGCGUAGCAUGACGUCGAUCAAGUUUUACCAUGAUUUCAAUUGGGAGUUGGACUAUCUGGCGUACGCAUUCGGACCUUGCUGGGAACCGGUGAUGGCACAGUGCAAUUUGAUGAUGGAGAAAAUUUCUGCCCCUUCACGUGAUCCAAGCCCACCGCUUCCGUUUUGGGAUAAGAUGCGGCUUCUGAUGCACGGUCAGCUAUCGAUCAUUGCUAAGCAGUUUACGAUUCUGUUGCAUGCCUCGCUUGAUCCGUACAACACGACGGAAGAGAUGGAACUGACGUGGAAUAACUGUGGGAUAAUGUAUUCGAAUGCGCGGCUCAUGUUCAAGGGUGAUCUGAAUAUUUACGUGCGAACAGCAUCGAGAUAUGAUGAUUGCAGAUUGCUGCAUCUGCCGAACCUAAAGCUAACGUUCAAGCUGAACUGGGUGUGCUUGGCGAAUCCGAACGACCACCAUGCGGUUGUUCCAUGCGCACCGGAUAAGCUGCCCGAAUACAGCAGCAAUCAGGUGCACGAUUCUUUUCGUGCGUUUCGUUCGCAACACCUAAACAUAUGGGUAUCGUUUGAAAUUAAGCAAAACGCAGUGUCGGACUAUGAUAUCCCCAAUCUGGUCCUGUACGGCAGCACGCUCCGGUGGUUUGAAAGCUUAAAGUUAAUCCUGUCCGGCGUUACGCGUCCGACACGUCGCGGACCUGUAUUUAACAAUGUGCGACCAAGAAAGAAGCAACUGAGCCGUCAUUAUCGCAAGGCUAAUCUGCAGAUGAGCUUGCAUCGGUUUCAGAUAUUCUACUGGAUGUCACACGCACUGAAUCGUGGUUUUCAGCUGAGUGGAGGAAGGAUAACGUUCAGCUCGGAACACACACUCACCCUGAUGCCUAUCGACGACGGAUUGAUCCAUCGACCUCGUGCCGACUGGUCGGUGAUGUACAUGAACUGUGAGCUGAAUGAUGCCGAGAUUUGGUUACGCACCACACAGAUCAGCAACGAGCAGCAGCAGCAGCAGCAACAACAUCGUACCGAUACCAGCUCGGAAAAUCUUUCGAACGCAAGUGGCGACAUCUACCGGUAUUACUUCCUUAGUGUUGCAAGAGUUUCGUACGGCCGCGAGGCACUACUUUCCACUAAUGGUAACGAGCGUGAAAAGGACACUCCAACGCAUAAGCUUGUGGUGUACGAUCUGAAGGGUGCUUGGACGAAAGAUAAUAGAGAUGUGGCGUUCGCGCUGUUUGAUUCGCUUGUCAAGAGUCAGAAGCUGAAGAAUAACCUCGCCACGGAAGCGCUCAAGUGUUUCCGAAAGGAAGGGGGUACUGGUACGACAGGUACCAGCGGUGGUUCUGCAGGAGGAACGGGUAGUGUAUCGACGACCGGUAGUACCGAUCAUGGAACGCCUUUCAAAUCGCGUAGUGCCGGGCAGGAUCUGCAUCAUGGUAGUGGUGGUGUUGCCGGCACAACGAGCAGUGGAGGUCACUUGAGUGCGAAGGGAAAAGCACAACAGUCCAGUGAUAGUAUGGCGAUGUUGCAGCAGCUGAUACAGGAAGCGGACCACAAACCGUUGGUGUACAGUGACGAUCAGUCGGCGCAGACGAGACAGCAGCAGUUGAAGGGUCUACAGGCUUACCAGGAAGGUGAUGUGCUGCACUACAAUUGGGCAAUUUCUCUGGUCAAUUCGCAGGUGUUGCUUAAAGGCUGUGAAACGUCCGGCUAUGUGAUACUGAGUGCAGCUAAGGCGGAGAUCUUGCAGCGUGUACAUCGUCCGGUGUGGCGCGAUCAUACGAUCGUGUCAAAAACGACCUGGGUUGGAUCGCUGGAGUGCAUGCAGUACUAUGCGACGGUCAGCGCGAACGAGGGUGACUCCCACGAGAUGGCCGAAAUUAUGUGGCUCACGGUGGACAACAUCCAGGAGAAGGAUCGGGAUGCGCCGGUAAUCAUCAGCGAACUGCCCGAUCUACCGCAUCUCGUCGGUAGUGGGCAGAGCGUUGGUGGAGUCGUGUCCGAAACGGUGGGUGUGCUUGGCGAGAGUAGCUACACCAGCGGGCAGAAACCACCGAUCCAGUUGCAACGGAUCGUGUCGCGGUGUAAGUGUGAAUUUUUCUACGUCAGCUACGGUGACACGAGCAUCGAUCCGGGCACGAUCAGUGAGGUCCCACCGCCACCGGUCGAAGAAUCAAUGAGCCCGUGGGAAAAUCAGGACGAACCAGUCGAUGCUUUUACGCUGAUGCAUCACGAUCUGGACGUGUGCACCAACUCGCUCCAGUACGCGAUGAUCCUGGACAUCGUCAACAAUCUGCUGCUGUAUGUGGAGCCUCAGCGCAAGGAAGCGCUGGAACAGCUCGCUCGGAUGCGGUUUCAGCUACAGCUAUACAGUAGCGAAGAUCAGAAGCGACCGAUCCAACAUCUACAGACGGAAAUUCGCAGCUUGAUGUCACGCAUCCGAUGUCUGGAGAAGGAUAUACAUUUCAUCACGAAAGCACGGCUUGAGGAGGGUGACUCGGAGGAGUUGCAAGAGGAGUUUGAGCACGUGCACAAUGCUAUCCUGGACUGCAAAGAGUUGCUGACGACGAAAAGUGACGAGCUGGAUAUGAUGCUGUCGUGCUACAAUGAAGCACAGCUGUCCGCGUCCAACCGGCUGGCAACGUUCCGCAAGGACAAACCGGUAACGAUUGUACGGGCGAACGAAAUCUGCUUCAAGCAUGCCCAGUGGCGUUUAACGGAAGCGGACGGACAGAUCGGUAUCGCCGAUCUGAUCCUGAGCAACUUCCUGUAUACGAAAAACUCCAAAAGCGACGACUCGGUGGAUCAUCUGCUGGAGUUGGGCUACAUUAGGAUAAGCAAUUUGAUCCCUCGCGACAGCUAUACUGAGGUGCUUUGUCCGACCGAAAUUCAGCGUGACAUGCCGGUAGAGCAUAAGCGUGUGUUGCGAGUGUUUUGUCGCGAAAAACCACCGGUCGGUGGGAUUUCGGUGAAGGAACACUUUGAGAUUAACGUCGUACCGAUUACGAUACAAAUAUCGAAAAAGUUUUACAACACGAUGCUGAAGUUCUGUUUCCCGGAUCGGGAUGAAGCGGAUGCGGUGGACGAACUGGAGGCGAGCGGUGAGGGCAGUGGAUCGCUUGCCGGUGCAAGCGGUACGGGAUCUUCCGGUGCUGUGAAGGGUGGCAUUAGAAAAACAAACUCUUCUCUGCUGGCUAGUGGCAGUGGCGGUGGUGGUGGUGGAGGUAAUGCUAGUGGUGGAGGUGGUGUUGGUAGUGCUUCCGCUUCCUCGAGCAGCUCCAUUUCGACGACCGGUGGUGGAUCGAAGGCUUCCUCCAGUGGCGGUGGCAAAAAAGCUUCCAAGGACAGUACCUUCUUCGUGCGCAUUCAGGACGAUGUGGAAAAGAUGAAGGAACGGGCCGAGAAGAACAAGCUGUUUAUUUACAUCAAGAUACCGGAGGUACCGGUGAAGGUGAGCUACAAGGGAAAUAAGGAGAAGAACUUUGAAGACAUCACGGAUCUGGCACUGCUUAUACCGACGCUCGAGUAUCAUAACGUUACGUGGACGUGGCUGGAUCUGCUGCUCGCAAUGAAAUCGGAUAGUCGGCGAGUCCUUUUAUCACAGGCAAUUAAACAAAAGCUGAAGCUGAAGAAAGCACUCGUUGACGAGCAACCAUCACCACAGGAAGAAGAUAAAGCAAAGAUGCUGUUCGGCAAUCGACAUGCGCGUGCACGGAAUAAGCCGGAGAACAAAAGCCUUCGGAAGGGUGUGUUUAAGUUCUCCAAGUCAUAA
Molecule: messenger RNA, 7294 nt
Organism: Anopheles maculipalpis
Lineage: Eukaryota; Metazoa; Arthropoda; Insecta; Diptera; Culicidae
Gene: hob
Product: protein KIAA0100
Exons: 7
Coding region: 14-7294 (2426 amino acids)
Source: RefSeq, a predicted model, not a curated record